Molecule: messenger RNA, 4738 nt
Organism: Dermochelys coriacea (leatherback sea turtle)
Lineage: Eukaryota; Metazoa; Chordata; Testudines; Dermochelyidae
Gene: ARMC2
Product: armadillo repeat containing 2
Exons: 18
Coding region: 1672-4293 (873 amino acids)
Biological process (GO): cilium organization; sperm axoneme assembly
Molecular function (GO): protein binding
Source: RefSeq, a predicted model, not a curated record
CUCAUCUGUGUGUGAUAGUAACAGGGAAGGAAGGACACAAAGGCAUGCAAACGGAAAGAAAAUGGCCCAUCCAAACAAAGUUUACCCGUAUACAAGGAAGGGCAGGUAGGGUUUGGUCUAGAGCAAACAUUUAAUAAAGUUCUGUGCUGACUAGUUUACAGUGUGAAGACAAGAUCAGGGAGCAUAAGCUUACUGUGGCGUAUGGGUAUGUUUUUUAGAAGUGAUUAGAUAGAGGAACCUUCUGUGUUUAAAAGUAAUCUGAAAAAAACCCAACCCGCUUAUUUUGCUGGUAAUUUUUAAAUUUUCUCUAAAGAGUCAGGUCACCUCUUACUCCGCAGGUGCUGGUUAUAUUGGGGUCUUCAUCUUGGUCAAAAUUUUAAUUGACUUUGCUAGGAGUUGUGUUAUGUUAAUUAAGGACUGUAGGAUCAGCUCCUUUUGCCACUGUUCAUUCUAUUUUUAUUGCAUGAAAUUGAAAAAAUUGUUUUGGAGACACUCUCUCUACUUGAAAGGAGACACAAAAGGAGCAGUUGGGAAAGAAGCAUGACAACAAAGGAAGUAGGAGGAAGUAAAGGAUAUGAGAGCAGUGAUGUGGGAGAAGUGAGGUUUUGCUUCAGAGCUUAGAAAGAUCAAAGAAGGCAUCUCCCAGUCUCUUCUGCUGUUCACUUCUAUUCAUAAAUAAAUACAAAGGUAUAGAAGUUACCAGCUUGCAUCUUGCUAAAUGUUUAAUGAAAUACUGGGCAAAAUAUACUUUUUCUUCAAUAUGUUAGUGGAACAGUUCAGUGGUUCUCAACAUAUGGGCCACGACCCAAUCUGCACAGAGCUGUGGUCCAUGUGACAUCCUCAGGGACAUACUGAUAGUACUGGAUAUGGCCCAAAAGGGUAAAUAGGUUGAGAACCACUCAUGGAGCAAAGAACGAAUUCAUGAGGCUGAAGUUGGCUGCUUAUUUGUGGUACCAGCUCCUUAUUCAUGGUUUCCAGUUCCUUGUUCAAAGGCCAAAAUUAUUUAAAAAUAUAUCAAUGUAGGAUUAAAUUUUUAGAAAUUUUAUCAAAUUCAUUUGAUUGAAUGUGACAAAUUUAAAUGACUAAUUAUGUAAUUGAGACAAGGUGGGUGAGGCAGUAUCUUUUAUUGGAUCAAUUUCUGUUGGUGAGAGAGACAAAUGACUGGUCCAUGUGGGUGUCGGAGUGUUCUGAAGGAGAUGAGACAAGUAACUCCCUGACCUGAAGCUUUGUUCUGGUGAAAUAUGCUGCCACGUGAAGCUCCCACCCCACUUCUGUACUGUAAAUGGUGACUGAAUAAAUUGGAUUUUGACUGGCUUUAUGACAUGACAAAAUAAGUCUCGGGUCACCCAAAGUGAUAUGUCCCUUAAACCGUUACUCUGUUAUGAAGUAGUUGAAACAUGGAACUCCUUUACUUGAAACUUUGGGCUGGUCUACACUAAAGCUGUAAGUCGACCUAAGUUACGCUACUUCAGUUACAGUGGUUUCUAUGCCGGGAGACACACUUCCGCUGACUUACCUUCUACCUCUUGGGGAGAUGGAGUACAGAUGUCAAUGGGAGAGUGCUCAGCCAUCAACUUAGCUUGUCUUCACCAGACCUGCUAAAUCGAUACCACUGCAUUAAUCACAGCAGUGCUGAUUUAACCUGCUUCCUCUAAAGUAUUUUGUAGAAGAAUGCAUUCUUCAAAGAAUAAAAAUGUAGAAAAGCCAGAACCAUUUUAUAGACCUUCAGUACCUAAGCAGAAGACCAGUGCUGAGAUAAUAAAUGAAGCACGAAAUGCACUAAGGAAUUUAAGAACUCGGAGGCCAUUUACACCUAGAGAGGACCAAAGGAAACUUUUUGGAGCUGCAUCUUCACGAACACCAGAAAAUAGGCCACCUUCCACUUUUAGUCUCCACGCUUCCAGUUUUGAAUCCGGUGAAUCAAGACUGGUUUCUGGUACACGUCUCAGCCCACUGGACCAUAAGCCAAAACUACUUUCAUCACCUAUAAAAGAUGAAGAUUCUUCCAUUUCCUUCCCGAAGCCUCCAGUGGACCCAGUGGAGGUUAGGAAAGUCAGCAGUGCCCGGGCUCGCUUAUAUAGAACAGCUUCUCAGGGAAAUCUCAUUCCGGAUAAAAUAUUUCUUCCUGAUGAGAAUAAGGAGGGGGUAAAUUCUGAAGAACCAGCUACCAUGGAUGAUCUUUCAAGGAGAAGUAAUAAAAGUUGUUUUGCAGAACUAAGUCCACACUCCAAUUUUAAUGAUGAUGGUAUUCCACUAAUUUACAAUGAGCAUAAAAAGGCAGAGGAGCAAGACUUCUUAAAAGGGGCAGUAGCAACAUCUCCAUUGCAAUUCAGAAGUGGAAGUGACCAAAUUAAAAAUGGUGACAAGGCUUCAUCAAAUCCAAGCAGCAGUGGCUGGAAUAAAUCAGGAAGCAAAGCAGGCUCAGAGGAUGACUCAAGAGUAAAUGAAACAGAAGAGGAAGAAAACUACUGGAAUGUAAAGAUUGUACCAAUUAUGUAUGAAUUAGAGAAUGAAGACAAUAUAGAAAACCUCUGCCUUGCCUGCACCAAUCUCCAUCAAGCCUUGGAAGAAGGAAAUAUGUUUGGAAAGAGAUUUAAAAGAAGAAGUGCGCUUCUGAAGAUAUUAUAUAAAUUAGUUGACAUUGGUUCAGACUCACUUGGCCUGAAACUGGCAAGAAUGAUUCUGGCUCUCAAAGUAAGUGGAAAGAAUCUGCUCAGUGUCUGCAAGCUUGUAUUUAAAAUUAGCAGAAAUGAGAAAAAUGAUUCGCUCAUUCAAAAUGAUGGUCUAUUGGAUUCUUUGUUGGAGAUCCUGAGAUUUGAAGAUCUACAAACAAACAAUGAGGCUUUUCUGUAUUGCUUGGGAGCAAUAAAAUUCAUUUCUGGAAAUACAGUACUCCUUAAUGAACUGGUUAACAAAGGAGCUGUUGAAAUACUGUUUCAGUUCAUGAAGCAGAUUAAUAAUAUUAAAGAAAAUGACACGCGUUUCUCCAACUUGGGCCACCUAUUAGUCCAGCUGACAGCUACUUUGCGAAACUUGGUUGACUUACCUCUUUCAAGAUGCCAGCUCCUGUGUACUGGUGCAGUUUCAGAGUUCUGGGUGGUGCUGGAGCAGCGUAUAAAUGAUAAGGAUAUAUGUACCAAUAUUGUCAGGAUAUUCAGCAAACUUUCUUCCUACAAUGACUGCUGUGCAGCUCUGGCAGACUGCUCCAGGUGUUAUGUCUUAUUUUUAGCCCUUCUAAACAAACACCAAAAGAAGCAGGAUUUAGUUGUCCGUGUUGUUUUCAUUCUUGGCAAUUUAACAGCGAAGAACAACCAGGCCCGUGAACAAUUUUUUAAAGAGAAAGGAAGUGCUGACACCUUGAUAUCAUUAUUCCAAACCUACAAUGAACUUGAUUUGAAUGCGAAAAAAGAAAAACAUGAAGGAGAAGAAAACAAAUCAAAACAAAAGCAUCCUUCAGAAACAGAGGAUGUCCUUAUAAAACUUAUUAGAGUGCUUGCCAAUCUCUCCAUUCAUCCUAGUGUAGGUGCUGUUCUGGCAGCUAACCAUCGCAUUGUGGCAUUGCUUGUUACGGUUCUAGAAUACAAGUCAAUUGAUGACUGUGAGGAGCUGGUGAUAAACGCUACCGCAACAAUCAACAAUUUAUCCUACUACAAAGGGAGGAAUUCUGUAAUCGAACACAAGAAGCUACACAUCGCGGAGUUGCUUCUAAAGCUGCUAAUGAGCAGCAAUAUGGAUGGAAUUCUGGAGGCUGUUAGAGUCUUUGGCAAUCUUUCCCAAUACCGUGAAAUCUGUGACUUCAUCAUACAGAGGAAGGUAUACAAGUUCAUGAUUGCUUUGCUCGAUGCCAAACAUCAAGAUGUCUGCUUUUCUGCCUGUGGAGUUCUGCUAAACCUUACUGUGGAUAAGAACAAACGAGCUAUAUUAAAGGAAGAAGGAGGAAUUAAGAAGUUAGUUGAUUGUUUAAGAGACUUUGGGCCUACAGACUGGCAAUUGGCUUGCUUGAUAUGCAAAACGCUGUGGAACUAUAGUGAAAAUAUCACAAGUCCUGCAUCAUGCUUUGAAGAAGAAGAUAUCAAUACACUCCUAGGGCUGCUUGCAUCAUUUUUAGCAUUGUUGACAUUUUUCCCCAUUACAGAUGAGGAACUAGCAUUGGAUUACAACUUCGACAGAGAUUUAAGGGACUAUCACAAACUGUACUGGGAAACAGAGUUCAAGCCUGUGGCACAGAAGCUUCUCAGCAGAAUUCAAAGCCACCAUUCCUUCCUUCAGCCUAUCACUAUGACUUCAUUUUAACCUGGGGGCUGCUAAUCUGUUAAUACAAACCACAGAAUAUUUCAGCUGUUUUAAAAUAGUAGUGGUAAAUGCAAACAGGAUUUGCUAUUAAUAUAUUGAAAACAACUCCAUUAAGUGCUGAUUAUCUUUGUAUGUAGAUUGUAUAUUUAACUAUUUCUGAUGCUACCUAUACAUUUUCAUUGGCAAGCAUGUUGGACAUUAUGGGAAAAAUGAAUAAAAUUAAUUUAUCUCACAGCUAGACUGAAUAAUAUUUUUUGAGAAAGUUAUAUCACUUUAAACCUCUGCUUAAAAAAAAACAAAUAAUUGAUGUAAUGUGGCUUUUCUAGUAAUUAAAUUCUGUUGGGGGGUUUCUUUGGUGGAGAAGUUUGUUUACAGCUGAAAAAAGACUAUUUGAAUAAUUUGCCAAACUUACUUCUUAUAGUUAGGUUUUUUUCCCCCCAGCAAU